AUGGUUGUAGUAGGUGAGUGCGGUUGCGGGAAAGCAAACCAGUUUGACAAGCAUCCGGUCGGUGGUCCCGACGAUUCCAUCGGCAAUGCGGGAUGCGCAGCCAUCCAUGACGAGGAGUAG
Molecule: messenger RNA, 120 nt
Organism: Phytophthora nicotianae INRA-310
Lineage: Eukaryota; Oomycota; Peronosporomycetes; Peronosporales; Peronosporaceae
Exons: 1
Coding region: 1-120 (39 amino acids)
Source: RefSeq, a predicted model, not a curated record